AAGGAAAUUUUAAAAGUGGAAAAAGGAGAGGCAAAAAAGAAAAAGAAAAAAAUGGCAACAAAUUUCCUCUCAACUGCAAACCCCUUUUGUGUACCAUCUUCAUCAUCAUCAUCAUCAUCAUACUAUUUAUCAUUAGCAACACCAAUGUAUGUUUACCACCCUAUCAAAUGCAGUGUCAAAAGGCAACUAACUAAUUGCAAAGCAAUUAAUCAGCCAGCAUUACAUCCUCCAAUUCUUACCAAAAGAGGCCUAUCCGUCAGUUUUUUCACCAGCUUUGUGCUUUCAUUGGUUGGUGAGGAUGCUAAUGCUGCAAUACUUGAGGCAGAUGAUGAUGAAGAGCUCUUGGAGAAAGUAAAGAGGGACAGAAAGAAGAGACUUGAGAGACAAGGUUUGAUCAAUUCAUCCACCAAAGAAACAGGGUAUCUUCAGGACCUAGUGUAUAAACUGAGUGAAGUUGGUCAAGCAAUUGAAAAGGAUGAUCUACCUAGAGCUGGUUCUGUCUUUGGGAGUGGCACUGAUACAGAUUGGGUCCAAAAAGCUAAUAUAGCUUUGAAUAAGAUGAGUUCCAGUCCUGAAGAAAAGACUGAGGUGGACACAUUCAAUUCCUCACUAGCCUCAUUGAUUUCAUCAGUUGCUCGGAAUGACAUUGAGUCCUCCAAACUUGCCUUUGUGUCUUCGGCCAGUGCAUUUGAGAAGUGGACCUCCUUGACAGGGUUGGUUGUUCAACUUAAAGGGCUUUGAGCCUUUGAGGGAAGCUACAAGACAUUUUAUCUCAUCUUACAACUCACUCAUAAAAAUAGAGAAUUCCAUUAAAUUUCCUUUCUGGGUCACAUAAUUCAUGUCUUGGGGGGAAUCCCGUCUCAGAUUAUCUAUUACCGCUAGAAAAAGACCAAUACUCAUCGUUCGUUGCUCACACAAAACUGCAAUUUUGACGUCGUCGAGAAUUUAACAAGAUUUAUUUUUUCGUUCAACGAACAGCGCAAAUGGAAGGUCUUUCAAGUUGUUGUAGGGUGAUUAAAUUGUGGUUUUGGUCAAAGAGAGAACCAGCUUUUGUUAUUUGCGGUUCCACUGCUCCCACGCCUUUAUUUGGCCUUUGCCACGCAGAAGAAACAGAAAACAAGCAGGGGAGGGCCAUGACUCGUGCAAUAUCAAUACUCAAGGCUGAUAGUGAUUAUGAUUAUUGUUGUUGUUGGUGGUUGUUUAACAGUAGAAUGAAAACAUAAAUAAAUACCCCCGUUGUAAUGAAUUAAAACGGUCAGAGCCUUUAUUCCAAUAAGAUUGGAAAGAAACUUUGAUUGGACCGGUCUUCGGCCCAGACAAAUGGUAGUAAACAACAUCCACGAACCUGAUAAAACCCGAUAAUAGUUUAUCACGUCCUUACAUGCUUACAGGUCCACAACACAGUACAAGUAUCUUACAACACAAUGUUACGAAGGGGGAACUAGAAGCUACACGUCUCUCCAAUACAUAGAAGGAUGGUACAUAUAGGGCUACUCUAUAAUUGUCUAUAGUCAUUUCAAUAAACAAUCAGAUAACUAACAUGACAACAAGAACUACAGUCAUCCUCGGACAGAUCUAAAAGGGUCAGAAUGAGAGAAGAGAAGGCAAGAGUUUAUUAUAUUCCUUAUUAGACAGAUUUGACUUAUAACCAGUUUAACUUCCAUUCUCGGUCAAAUCCGAUUCAGCCUUCUUGUUUAUGUCAUGAACUUUGUAAUGUUCUUCAUCAUUGACUUUUGUUCCUUCUUUUUCCUUGGUUUCUCCUUCAGACUCGCCAAUGCCUCUGUUGUGUUCCUCUUUAUUCUCUCCUUCCACUUCAACCUUUUUCUCAGCAGCAGGGGCUGUUUCAGAUUUCUCUGCCUCUGCAGAUCCACCAUCUUUCUUUGUCUCCUCCAGUGGUUGUCCAAUCUUUUCUUCAUAUUUAUUCUGAACCACUUCAGAACCUUCAAUUCUUUUGUCGUCAAAUUUCUCAACUGAGGCAUGUAACUCUCCAUCAGCAGUCUUGAAUUUUUCCUCAUCAUUAGAUAUAUUGGUAUUUUCCCCAGGCUGAGGGGAUUCUUUGACAUCCGUAUCCUCUACUCUCUUCUCAUCUUGAUUUUCCUUCACAACAUUCUUUUCCUGCACUAAAUCUUUAUCAUCCUUAGUUUCAUCAGCAUCUUGCAUUUGCACUUCUUUUGUCUCCUCUUUUUCUUCCUGGGAAGUAUCUUUUUUUGAAGCUGAUGAUUUUUUGCCACGUUUCUUUGGGGGCUCACUUUCAGGUGGAGGAGCCGCUUUGGCCUUCUCACUGAUUCUUGCUGAUCUUCUCGGGGUCUCACCAGUGCCCCAGUCAAAUUCAGAUAUAGCUGGGCCACCAGGGUUUGAUUUCAAAUACUGCUCCAGCUGCUUUCUAUUGUUGAUCUCCUCUCCAGUUGGUGCGGUGAACACAAUCUCAUUUUUCUUUGGGGUUCCAGACUUUUUUGGAAAGAACUGCAAGGGAAAUGAUAUAUGAAUAAUCUGAUGUGCAGAAACAUGCAACAAAUUAACAAAUUUAAUACAUACAGGAUUUUGGUUUAAGGCAAGUAAUCCCUAAUGUGAAAAAUGAGGCUCUUUCUUCACUUCUUUCAUAUCACAAUUACAUUCCAGUACUCUUUCGUGCUCAUGCAGUUUAAAGUUAAAAGGCAUUCAUGAUUUGAAUAGCAAAUUAAAUGCCUAAGAAAACGUGAUUAAAAUUGAUGUUUCAUGCUCUCUUUUUUUCAAAUUGUUGUACAAAGUUUUAAGCAUAUGUCUGCCUAAUUAAACAUCAUAGGCUGUUAUAAGCUAGCACUUUUACUGUUAAACUUCAGGAAGAAAGUAGCAUGGCACUAAAUUAACCUUGUUCAGUCAGAAGGCUUUUCUUUCCCUCUUUAAUUCUUCCAUUCAGGCUAUACCUGGGAAAGGUGAAAAUCCACGGAAUGGUGUGGAAGAGAUGAAAAUGUGACCCGAUGCUCUUACUGUGACCAAAAAAAACAAAAUUGCACACAUAUAGACUGUAUAUGAACCAUUUACCAAUCUAAAAUGCAAUAAUAGAAAGUAAAUAGACAACGUCAUGCAGUAAUAGGACAAAAACCUCUCUUGUAGUUUAAUUUUCAGAAGGUGUAUGUCCUAGGAAAAAUAGGAAAAAGAGCAAGUCUAUGGGGAGCUUGGGCUCUAAGGAUUCCGACCUUGUGUUCAUUAGAUCACCUUAAGAGACAUGCAAUAAAUUAUUAUAUAAAAUCAUACAUGAUAUAUGCACAUAUCUUUAGGAUGAUCUAAAUAACUCAAGGGACAUUAAUGUAAUUUACUUUAAGAAACAUGAUAAAGGCUGUUACAUGGUGGGUUUCUCCUGUGUACAAUAUGAGGUUAAAAAAGAAAUGAAAGACCUAAGGUCAAUUUUCAGAAGAAAGAAUGCUAUCAAUGUACCCUUUUGAACACACUACUUCAUACAUUUCUGUGAUUUGUUCAUAUUUUAAAAGGUCAACACAAUUGUUAAAAACUGAUUAAUUUAUGAAGUGUUUUAACUUUUUAAAAAAAUGAACCAAUCACAAAGACAUUGAUGGGUGUAUUCAAAAGAAUGUAUUGCAAACAUUUUUCUUGUAAAAUAUGGGGCAAUAGAAUAAAUGGAUGUAAAUGAAAUCGGUAAUAUUAUGAAAGACCUAAAGAAACAAGAUUGUUUUUGUUUGCAGUUAAUAAUUAUGAAGUUAAUAACAUCUUCUUUUUUUUUUUGGUGAUUUGUGGAGAGAAGUUAUUACAUCUUAAUUAUUGUUGUGUGUACACGAGCUAUUUUAACAGUUUACUUAAGGAAAGGUAACAACUCACAAGAAGAAAGUAAUAAAAAAUGAAUGUAAAAACUAGAAAGAACGUAACUAUAACAAUUUUUCCUCAUGAUCACAAACCAUACACUAUUUAACGGGGAUUUCUUCAAGCUCAUUGAAAGUUAGCCAGAAAUAGUAGCAUAAAAUGUUUAUGUCAAAUGCCAGACAUGAUUGUAGCAUCUUAUGUGUAAGAAAAGGUAUUCAUCGUACACCAUAAGAUUUAACUAAAGAACUAAGCAGCACAAAAAGUCACUAGGAGGCAUAAAAGCUCAAACAACUGCAGAUUAAGCUGAUUUCAUUGUAAACAAUAGUGUCACAAAAGCUGUACAGUUUGCAUAAAGCUACAUGGCUCAAUAUCUUAUCAUGAGUGUUGGAAGUCCAGAGUACAGCUAAACACUAAUUCAAAUAAGUACUAGGUUACAACUUAAGCCUAGGACAGAGUUAGCUGAACACCUUAAAAACUAAACAGAAAAAGAGGGGGGUUGAGAACAACUGAACAAGAAACUGUGUUGAAUCUCAAACAUCAAAUUAUUCAAGAUAUGUUGUAACUUCAGCAACUUUUACUACUCACCUUUUUCUAGGGAAAGGGGUGUUGUUAAGCUCGUGGGGGGUGAUUCUGAUAUAUGAAAAAAAAAAAAAAAA
Molecule: messenger RNA, 4448 nt
Organism: Abrus precatorius (Indian licorice)
Lineage: Eukaryota; Viridiplantae; Streptophyta; Magnoliopsida; Fabales; Fabaceae
Product: thylakoid lumenal 16.5 kDa protein, chloroplastic-like
Exons: 4
Coding region: 52-741 (229 amino acids)
Biological process (GO): photosystem II repair
Source: RefSeq, a predicted model, not a curated record